Messenger RNA from Penicillium longicatenatum, 315 nucleotides. Its product is annotated as Dabb family protein. The coding region runs from base 1 to 315 and encodes 104 amino acids. The record is from RefSeq and is a predicted model, not a curated record. NCBI's taxonomy places the organism in Eukaryota, Fungi, Ascomycota, Eurotiomycetes, Eurotiales, Aspergillaceae. The transcript has 2 exons.
AUGGCACCCAUCGAGCGCAUCACCCUCUUCAAGAUCCCCAACGAGGCUGAUCAGGACCGUCUGCUGGAGCAGUAUAAAAUUUUGGCUAAGACUGCUACUAAGGACGGAAAGCCUUAUAUUGUCUCCGCCGCCGUCGGAAAGUCCAUUCCUGAUCCCCGCAACCGCGGCUUUAACAUCUCCGUUAAGACUACUUUCGCUUCGAUGGAGGAUAUGAAGUACUACGACACAGAGUGCGAGGCUCACAAGGCACUCAAGGCUCUUGUGGGGCCGAUCAAGGAGGAUGUUAUGACUACUUUCUACGAGAAUAUUCUUUAA